AUGUCCUUGUCUCCUCCUCUACUUCGCCUUCGCCUGGUCUCUACCGUGGCAGGUGCGGAAAUGAACGCCUCAGACAAAUGGUGCUCUGAAGUGAGGACAGAUAAACCAGCCUUUGGUGUGGCUUCAGUCUCAUUAAACCUCACUCUGGCUGACCUCCAGUCUGGUGUUGUUCAGUCUGUGCCAGGCUCGUGGCACCACAACCAGGGCAGUGAUGCACAUCUUUUACAGAGCUUGAAGUCUAAAGCAAACAACAAGUUGGUGAUUACAUCCGUUGCCUUUCAAGACCACAUCACACGGAGCCUGUUGCAUCCAAAUUUCUCAUUCUCUGACCCUUUGCUGAGCUGCAAAAGAAAAGCACCCAAAAAUCUUCAAGCAAGAGGAGGAGUGGAGGAGAAGGGUUUGCAAAGACAUGAUGGGCAAGACAAGACAGAAUAUGUACUUGAUCCUGCUCCACCACCAUUAACAUUAGCUCAAAAGAUGGGUUUGGUGGCUUCGCCAGCAGAGAGACUGACAGAGGCUGAAUGGACGCAGGUCAAAGCGAGGUCUAUUCAACAGGGGGAUUCAGCUCAGCCCUGUGCAAUAUGCAGGGAGGAGUUUCGCCUUCAACCUCAGGUGUUGCUGUCUUGCUCGCACGUUUUCCACAGAGCAUGUCUGCGGGCCUUUGAGAGGUUUUCUGGGAGAAAAUGCUGCCCUAUGUGCAGGAGGGAGCAGUAUGAAACACGGGUGAUACACGAUGCAGCUUGCCUCUUCAGACACCAGUGUGCUACCAAAAUUCAAGCAUACUGGCGAGGCUAUGUUGCUCGAAAGUGGUACAGACAUAUGAGGAAAACAAUCUGCCCAAAAGACAAACGGCUGAAACGCAAAUUCUUCGAAGCCAAGUUGCAGGAGUUGAAUGACAGCUUUGUCCGAUACUGUCACACUGACACGGAGGCUUUUCUGAGUGAUAUCGACCGCUCCCUGUCAUCAAGCAGACGAGUGUUCCAGCAGCUGGAGAGAAAGAGCGUCUCUGAACCACAGGAGAACGACUGGGACCGAAUACAUAGCCAGGUUAUCCAGAGAGGUGUCUGGGACUGCCCCAUCUGCCUGACUGCACUGUGCAGCCUGAACCUUCCAACAGAAUCCAAUGCAUCCAACCAUCAACAACGCAGACGAACUGUGCUCCUGUCGUGUUCUCACCUCUUCCACCAGCUCUGUUUAGAGGCCUUCGAGGCCUUUACUGCAGACAGCCGACCUUCCUGUCCCCUGUGCAGAUCUGUCUACCACAAAAAACUUAUCUAAAACAGGUUAUCCAGAGGUGUCUGGGACUGCCCCAUCUGCCUGACUGCACUGUGCAGCCUGAACCUUCC
Messenger RNA from Seriola dumerili (greater amberjack), 1346 nucleotides. RefSeq names its product ring finger protein 32 (gene rnf32). Gene Ontology annotation, molecular function: protein binding. The transcript is spliced from 9 exons. The record is from RefSeq and is a predicted model, not a curated record. NCBI's taxonomy places the organism in Eukaryota, Metazoa, Chordata, Actinopteri, Carangiformes, Carangidae. Bases 1 to 1278 code for a protein of 425 amino acids.